AUGGCGAGUUUUAACGAAAGUACAACAUUGGAUUUAAGCAGACAGCAAAUAAAUGAAUUCAAAAGACGUCUUCCAAUAUGGCAAUAUCGAGACGAGCUUCUCAAUGCUAUUCGCUCUAAGCCGCACAGCGUCAUAGUCUGCUCUACUGGAUCAGGCAAGACCACUCAAAUACCUCAAUUUCUCCUUGAAGCUGGUUAUGCUAAGAGUGGUGUUAUCGCCAUUACCCAGGUGAGAUGCUUAAAACCCUGUAUUGUUUGUAUGUGUUACAUAUGCAUGGUAUAG
Molecule: messenger RNA, 282 nt
Organism: Protopolystoma xenopodis
Lineage: Eukaryota; Metazoa; Platyhelminthes; Monogenea; Polystomatidea; Polystomatidae
Source: the annotation of a GenBank genome assembly